CCGGAGGGAGGCGGCUCCGCGCGGGGCCCGCCGCCCGCGCCUGCACGACACCGGCCGCGGCUCGCCAACCCUCCGCGCCCGCCCGGACGCGCGCCCCCGCCCCGCCGCGGCGCGCUCGGGGGCGCGGGGACUCCGGGUGCCCCGGUCCGCGCCGCCUGGCCCCCUCCGUCAGUCUCGCAGCUGCUGUCCCCCCACCCGCCGCCCGCCCCCCGUAUUGUCAGGCUCCGGCAGCGAGGGGGGCUCCCCGCACUGGCAGGAUGUACCCCCAGGGAAGGCACCCGACCCCGCUCCAGUCCGGCCAGCCUUUCAAGUUCUCGAUCUUGGAGAUCUGCGACCGCAUCAAAGAGGAAUUCCAGUUUCUUCAGGCUCAGUACCACAGCCUAAAGCUGGAAUGUGAGAAAUUGGUCAGUGAGAAGACAGAAAUGCAGCGACAUUAUGUCAUGUACUACGAGAUGUCCUACGGGCUCAACAUUGAAAUGCACAAGCAGGCUGAGAUUGUGAAGCGCCUCAGUGGUAUUUGUGCCCAGAUUAUCCCCUUCCUGACCCAGGAGCACCAGCAGCAGGUGCUCCAGGCCAUGGAGCGUGCCAAGCAGGUGACCGUGGGGGAACUGAACAGCCUUAUCGGACAGCAGCUCCAGCCGCUGUCCCACCACACCCCCCCUGUGCCCCUCACCCCGCGCCCCACCGGGCUGGUGGGCGGCAGUGCCACGGGGCUGCUGGCCCUGUCCGGAGCGCUGGCCGCCCAGGCCCAGCUGGCCGUGGCUGCCAAGGAAGACCGGGCAGGCGUGGAGGCCGAGGGGUCCAGAGUGGAGAGAGCCCUGAGCAGGAGCGCAUCCCCCUCGCCCCCUGAGAGUGUGGUGGAAGAGGAGCGGCCUGGCGGCCCUGGUGGGAAGCAGCGAACCGACAAGGACCUGUCGGGACCUUAUGAGAGCGAUGAAGACAAGAGCGAUUACAACCUGGUGGUGGACGAGGACCAGCCCUCAGAGCCCCCCAGCCCGGCCAGCACCCCGUGUGGAAAGGCCCCCAUCUGUGUCGCUGCCCGUCGGGACCUCGUGGACAGUCCCGCCUCCUUGGCGUCCAGCCUUGGCUCACCACUCCCCAGAGCCAAGGAGCUCGUCCUGAAUGAUCUUCCUGCCGGCACGCCUGCCCCCAAGUCCUGCGACUCCUCCCCGCCCCAGGACGCGUCCGCCCCUGGUCCCAGCUCGGCCAGCCACCUCCGCCAGCUUGCUGCCAAGCCCACGCCCUGCACGGACAGCCUUGACCCUGCGCUGUUCUGGGGUCCUAGAAAGAAAUCAGCUCUGGAACUUGCCCUCAAGAAACUCCCGGAUGGUGGAGGAGGAGACCCAGACCCCAGAAUCCCAGUCCUGUGUGAUCAAGGCUGGGGCUUUGAAGACUGUGUAGGAGUUCAGCAGCUGAAGAAGGAAAGGGGAAAAUGUGUCAGCCCCAGAGGGAACACUAUUUGUCAAUGUCUACGGAUAGGACAGGCCCUGAGGAGCCCCCUGACCCUGUCCAGUCCCUUUACCACAUCCUUCAGCCUGGCCUCCCACAGCACCCUUAACGGGGACCUCUCUGUGCCCAGCUCCUACGUCAGCCUCCACCUGUCCCCCCAGGUCAGCGGCUCUGUGGUGUACGGACGCUCCCCCAUGAUGGCAUUUGAGUCUCACCCACAUUUGCGCGGGUCGUCCAUCUCUUCCUCCCUGCCCACCAUCCCUGGGGGAAAGCCGGCCUAUUCCUUCCACGUGUCGGCCGACGGGCAGAUGCAGCCGGUGCCCUUCCCGUCGGACGCGCUGGUGGGCGCCGGUAUCCCGCGGCACGCGCGGCAGCUGCACACGCUGGCGCACGGCGAGGUGGUCUGCGCCGUCACCAUCAGCGGCUCCACGCAGCACGUGUACACGGGCGGCAAGGGCUGCGUGAAGGUGUGGGACGUGGGCCAGCCCGGCGCCAAGACGCCUGUUGCCCAGCUCGACUGCCUGAACCGGGACAACUAUAUUCGCUCCUGCAAGCUGCUGCCAGAUGGCCGAAGUCUGAUCGUGGGCGGUGAGGCCAGCACCCUGUCCAUUUGGGACCUGGCAGCGCCCACCCCUCGCAUCAAGGCCGAGCUGACCUCGUCCGCCCCCGCCUGCUACGCCCUGGCGGUCAGCCCUGACGCCAAGGUCUGCUUUUCCUGCUGCAGCGAUGGCAACAUUGUGGUCUGGGACCUGCAGAACCAGACCAUGGUCAGGCAGUUUCAGGGCCACACAGACGGCGCCAGCUGCAUCGACAUUUCCGAUUAUGGCACCCGGCUGUGGACGGGGGGCCUGGACAACACUGUGCGCUGCUGGGACCUGCGGGAGGGCCGCCAGCUUCAGCAGCACGACUUCAGCUCCCAGAUUUUUUCUCUGGGCCACUGCCCCAACCAGGACUGGCUGGCCGUCGGCAUGGAGAGCAGCAACGUGGAGAUCCUGCACGUCCGCAAGCCGGAGAAGUACCAGCUGCACCUGCACGAGAGCUGCGUGCUCUCCCUCAAAUUCGCCUCCUGCGGGCGGUGGUUCGUGAGCACUGGAAAGGACAACCUUCUCAAUGCGUGGAGGACGCCCUAUGGAGCCAGCAUCUUCCAGUCCAAGGAGUCGUCAUCUGUGCUCAGCUGUGACAUCUCUGGGAACAACAAGUACAUCGUGACGGGCUCAGGGGACAAGAAGGCCACUGUCUACGAGGUGGUGUACUGAGAAGCCCCUCUUCCUGUGCCCCUGCCCGGCGCCCGGGGGACAGACCCCUGCACCCCCUCCCCAGCCACACCUGGGGGCGCCGAUGCUCACGUGCCUUCCGGCUAACGUCCUCACAUUGUCUGUGGGGCAUGGGGC
This is a messenger RNA of Manis pentadactyla (Chinese pangolin), 2840 nucleotides long. RefSeq names its product TLE family member 2, transcriptional corepressor (gene TLE2). Gene Ontology annotation, biological process: negative regulation of canonical Wnt signaling pathway; regulation of DNA-templated transcription. Gene Ontology annotation, molecular function: protein binding; transcription corepressor activity. The record is from RefSeq and is a predicted model, not a curated record. The transcript is spliced from 22 exons. The coding region runs from base 258 to 2705 and encodes 815 amino acids. Lineage: Eukaryota; Metazoa; Chordata; Mammalia; Pholidota; Manidae. Gene Ontology annotation, cellular component: nucleus; transcription regulator complex.